AUGCUUCUGGCCUGCACUGGCCACAUCCCGCCCCUCCCAAUGGAUGCCAGGCUCCUGAUUCUGCCGCCGGGACCUGGCCCGGAAGAGAAUCUAGUUGAUGUGCCCUAUUCUAGAAUUCUGUCCCUGAAUAAGCCUGAAUUUUGCUCCAUUAUUAUUGGUGUCAUUGCUGCUGCCAUUGGAGGGGGUGUCGUUCCUGCAUUUGCAGUCAUGUUUGGUAAAAUCAUUGGGGCUUUCCAAGAACAGGAUCCUGUAAAAAGAAGCCACAAUACAACACUGUAUUCUCUGAUAUUUCUUCUGCUGGGAGGGAUUAGCUUAGUCACAUAUAUAAUUCAGGGAUUCAUGUUUGCAGUAUCUGGGGAAGCACUGACUAAGCGGUUGCGUUCACUUUCAUUCAAAGCAUUGCUUCAGCAGGAGAUUGGAUGGUUUGAUGACCAUAAAAAUGGCAUUGGGGUUCUGCUAACCAGACUUGCAACAGAUGCUUCUCAAGUCAAAGGAGCUACUGGAAGUCGACUGAGCUUAAUAACCAUGAAUUCAUUCACACUUAUCACUGCAAUUAUUAUCGCUUUUGUGCAUGGUUGGCAGUUAACAUUGCUCAUCCUGGGUUGUAUUCCCAUAAUUGCUGCUGCAUAUGCCAUUAGACUUAAGUCUGCUUCUGGUCACGCAGCAAAGGAUCAAAAGGCCCUUGAAGAAGCUGGAAGAAUUUCCACAGAAGCUGUAGAAAAUAUAAGGACCGUGGUUUCUUUGACAAGAGAAGACAGGUUUUUUGAAAGAUAUAAGGCAAGCUUAGAGGGUCCAUACAGGGAUUCUCUGAAAUCAGCUCCCCUUUCCGGAAUUUCAUAUGGAAUAUCCUCUAGCACCAACUAUUUUAUAAAUGCUGCUAUCUUCCGAUUUGGAGCUUGGCUUAUCACCCAUUGCUACAUGAACUUUGAACAGCUUUUUAUAGUCUUCGCUUCAGUGAUUUUUGCUUCCCUUAAUGCUGGCCAGACUAGUACUUUGGCACCUGAUUUUAGCAAAUCAAAAAUUUCUGCCCGAAGAAUUUUUCAGCUUUUGGAUCAGAAGCCAGCUAUUGACAGCUAUAGUGAAGAGGGUGAAAAAUUGGUUAAAUUCGAAGGCAAUGUUGAGUUUAAGGGCAUACACUUUGCAUACCCAACCAGGCGAGAAGUUCAGGUUUUGCAAGGACUCAACAUAAAGGUUAACAAAGGACAGACUCUGGCCCUGGUGGGAAGCAGUGGCUGUGGCAAAAGCACCUCCAUUCAGCUUCUGGAGAGGUUCUAUGACCCAGCAUCAGGACAAGUGUUUGUAGAUGGAGUGGAUACCAAAUCUCUGCAUAUUCAAUGGCUAAGGUCCCAGCUGGGGCUUGUGCAGCAGGAACCUAUUCUGUUUGACUGCAGCAUUGCGGAGAAUAUCCAGUAUGGUGACAACAGCAGAGUGGUCAGCCAGGAAGAAGUUGAAGAAGCAGCUAAAGCAGCUAACAUUCAUAACUUCAUACAAAGCCUGCCAGAGAAAUACAAUACUCGCGUAGGUGACAAAGGAGCCCAGCUUUCAGGAGGACAGAAACAAAGAAUAGCAAUUGCCCGCGCCCUUGUUCGUAAACCAGCAGUUCUUCUUUUGGAUGAAGCCACAUCAGCUCUCGAUACAGAAAGUGAAAAGGUUGUCCAGAAGGCCUUGGAUGAAGCUAGGAAAGGUCGAACCUGCAUUGUUAUUGCUCACAGAUUAUCAACUAUCCAGAAUUCCGACAUCAUAGCAGUCAUCCAGAAUGGCAAAGUAAUAGAACAGGGAACUCACAGCCAGCUUCUGGCACUAGAGGGAUUCUAUUAUACACUCGUCAAUUCACAAGUAUCCCAUUAGCCUAAAUUUUUAGGGUCCCUUUGUUUAUACAGCCAGAAAUAGAACAUACAGUAGAGUCUCGGUUAUCCAAUCUUCGCUCAUCCGACACUCUGAACUAUCCGACACCCCUACCCCCCCCCAAAAAAAAUACAGCAGGUCCACCAGGCGCAUGCUUCUGGCCUGCACUGGCCACAUCCCGCCCCUCCCAAUGGAUGCCAGGCUCCUGAUUCUGCCGCCGGGACCUGGCCCGGUGAGUGAGUGAGCAUGGGAGGGAGAGAGCGGGGUAGGGCGCCAGGGCCUGGAGGAGGCAGAAAGGGGAGGCCCCAGAACAAAGGGGGACCUCCGGACCCUGCUCUCUCCCUCCCAAGCAGCAUCUAUAUUACAGUAUAGGCUUUUCCUUAAUCCCUUCCUAUUAUAUUUUUGCUUAUCCAACAUUCUGCUGGCCCAUUUAUGUUGCAUAAGUGAGACUACUGUAUGAAAAAAAAAAUGAUGCACUGAUUCAAGAUACAAGAAAGCAUAUGCCUAUUCUGACUGGCCAAAGGUGUUCGGGCCUUGUUUUUGUUCCCCGUGCCAUGUGGCAAAUGACUUUUGAAACUGAAGAUAUGAUGACAUGGCAAGAAGAAGGGGGAAAUCUCCUAUCAAAAACUUCACUAGAUAUACGCAGACCUCUCAGUCAUUACUGAGACUGGCUUUGCCAUGUCUUCGUAACUAUCAAGUGAUGUUCAGGCUCACACAGAUGUGAAAUGCAGCUCAGUUAGGAAUGAGAAACAUAUUUAUCAUCUGCUUUCAUACUGGGUUUUUUUGUAUAAUGAUUUUAAUUUUGUCGGAGUAAUAAAAAUAUUUGAA
Molecule: messenger RNA, 2673 nt
Organism: Anolis sagrei ordinatus
Lineage: Eukaryota; Metazoa; Chordata; Lepidosauria; Squamata; Anolidae
Source: RefSeq, a predicted model, not a curated record